UGACAGAAAGAUGAAUUUUUGUGAUUUUUUCCAGAAACUCGAGUUGACGGCAGAUGAACAGAACCGACAUCCAGGAGAACUGAGUCGAGCUACUUUUGAGAAUGCCUUUCAUGGACCACUUUACAAGUUUGGGAAGCUGCUGUACAUACAGAUGAUUCGACAUUCAUCUAGUGGAGACAGAGAGAGAAUCACAAAAGAACAGUUUACCAAGGCUGGCAAGGAGCUACUGAAACUCUACGAUGAAUCCUCACAGCUGCAGUACUACUUCAAACUUUUUGCCAGUGGAAAGGAUCACCUUACUAAGGAAGAUGCCCUACAGAUGAUUGCUGUGUCCUAUGCCCUGACCCUGUCAGCUUCCAUGAUUCCAUACUCCACAGGCAGCACAGAUGACUCCUUGUUUGAGGGGGUGGUCCAGGGAAUGUUUGGGAUAAAUGAGAGGGUUACAUUUGAUGAUUUCACCUCCUGGUCCAAGAAGAAUAGUCCUCAUCUGUUCUGUGGGGUACAUAACUGGGUGUACCAGAUCCUCACUGGAUCCAAGAUGCCAUCAGAAUUGGAGACUGCCAAAGUUCCCCAGCUGGAGCGUUUUGUGGAGGAUAAGUAUGUGAUGAGUAUGGGACUACUGUGGAUGCUGACCACAGUUAUACCCCAGUCCUACACCCACAAUCAGGAGGAAAAGGAGAAAAAAGACAAACAGAAAUCCAGCGAAAAGAACCCCCUCCUCAACUCCUUCCACAUAAUCAGGAGACUGGCUCAGCUGACCCGGUGCCAGAGCUGGACUUUGUUGUACGACAGCAGAGAACAUGGCUUGUCCCAUAACAGAUUUCAUCACCACAUUUCAUCAUAUCAUGGUCCCACCAUUACUUUGGUUUCAUUUGAAGGAAGAAACACAUACUGCUUAGCUCUAGACAAACCUUGGAGAGAGGGAGCCAGUCGGUUUGGAGGAGAGGACACCAUGUUGAUCCAAGUCUCUCCAAUAUUUAGAGUCAUGCAAAAGAGUGGCCCCCUUGCGACUUGGAAUGAGUAUUCACGGGAUCUUCGUAAAGGAAUUUAUAUGGGUAAAGAUGGCAAAUCUUUGGUGCUAUUUAUUCCGGCAGAUUUUGACUCUGUGGAACACUAUGGAGUGAACUGUGCUCUCCACAAAAUAGAGAUGUGGGGAUGUGGCCCCUCAAAUAUACGUGAGGAACAGGUCAAACAAAAACAAUGGGAGAAAAAAGAGGCAGAUAAACACUCCACAAAAAAGCUUCAUCUUGAUGUUGGUAAAUGGGAGGAGAACCCAGACAAGCAGAUCUUACACUGGGGAGGGGUCAAUGUGGAGCACCAGUUUACCAGGGACAGCGGCUUCUAGGGGAGAUAAUGCCAUCCCAGCAUUCUGUGCUCCAGGGAAACUCCUCAAAAAACAAAUGUUAGACGUGCUCUUUACAGCUACUUAAAUAAGGUGUGAUAGCAUAGUUUUCAGUUCUUGAGAGAAAUGAAUCACAGACACUUUCUUAAAUACUGCGAUUGAAAUAUUAUUGAUAUGUUUAGAAUAUUUUCCCUUAUAUUUUUAAAAUGUGAUUUCUGUUGUUAAAGGCAGCCGAUUUAUUACUGGAAAGAAAUAUUUUUAAGGAUGAAUUAGAUAUACUGUUUUCCUAUAUUUUGUUUUUUGUAUUUAAAUUUAAAAAGCAAAUCCCAGUAAUUAAUAUUUUUCUGAAAAAUCAGAAUCUCAUUAAUAUUGACAUUCCAAUCUUCUUUUUGUUUUGUAUAUGUCAUACACAUACUUGUAUCUGUGUUAUGUCUAUUAGUCAUUUACUCAUGUAUAUGAUAUGACAUAAGCUGUACAUGUGCUGUGCACAUUUUGUUUCCUAAAUACUGUAUCAAUUACAGGGUACCAUAAAAUAUUUACAAUUUGUAUUAUGUAUGGUACUGUUCCACAGGAGUAGUGACAAUCUUAUGUUUGCUUUUGAUUUCUGUGUACAGAUUGUUGAAAGAUUAGAACAAUGAGUUGGUCAAAUUGCUUAAUAUUGCUUCUUUUAUGUAUAGGUGCCAUAUACCAUUAUAAUUAAAUUGAAAUGCCAAUGUAUAAUGCUGAAUGAAUUACAGGAAUUAUUUUUUCUUAAUUAGUAGAUAGAGGAAUAUUUUAUCAUGUAGUUUUCAUACUACGAAGCUUAAAUAACAGAGAAAUCUAGUCUUCUAAAGAACUGUGUUCAUAUGGAGUCAUUGUGUGAUUACUAAAUUUUCAUUUUGUUGGAGGUUAAGGCGACUUAGGCACAUAGUUAAUUGAAAUAACUUUGAGAUACCUGUACAUAUGUAUGUGAAGCAGAUUCAAGAACUUCUAAAAUCUAAACCAAAUAUCAGUUUUAUUUUACAAGGACUGUGCAACCAAAUGGAAAGAAAGUCUUUUAUAUACUGGCGGUAUAAAUAGAAUAUUACACUUUACCACAUUGUAACUGGUGCUGUUUAUUUCAUUAGAAUUGGUUAUCAGUUUUGCUGUAUUUUUGCUGAAAGUGACUGCACAGUGUAACUGGGAAGUUUUCUAUUGAUAAUUUUUGUAAGAGAUGUCACUAACACUCUAAUUGCAUGGUCCAGGGAGAGUGAUUUAAAGUCCAAUUACAGCUACACAUCAGUAAAGUUAAUGUGAUGGUCAGAUUAUGAUGAAUAUCAAAAGACUUAUGUACUGUAUAUAUUCAUAACAGAUUUUUCUUUACAUUAUCAUAGAAUUAAAUGGACAGAAAAUCACCCAUAGACACACACACAUAUACAUAGUUGCCUUACUACGUCCCUUAAUUCCAAUCUGUUGCAAGGGGAUAAUAUUAAUGUUAAUUUUUUUUAUUUUGCAAUAUUACACAUUAACAAAGAUCUUUUGAACCAGAACAGACAGACAGUCUUAUUUUAUGAAACUAAGAUAUUCAGAAUCUGAAUUCUUAUGCUACAGCCAUUGUCUAGUGACCAUUAUUUUAGUAACAUGUUUAAGACUAUAACUAUUGACUUAUAUAAUUUCUCUUACAUACUUAAGUCACUGAAUAGAUCCUUUAUAUCAGAACCAUAAAUAAUUGAAGGGUGCACAAAAUAGAUGUUUAUUUAAAUCUUGUGCUUAUUUAUUCAACCAUCUUGUGCCAAAAAUAUUAUCUGCACUUGAAUAAAUGAACAAGUAUGGCCAUGUGAAAUUUUGUUUGAUAAGUACCUGGUAUAUGAUUCAAAAAUUUAGUGGAAGCAGCACAUGUAAAGUACUAGUAAUGGAGACUUUUUUCCUUGUGAACUUCCUUCCAUAAAAUACCUCUGUUCUCUUUUGUCCAAGUUUGAGAUGGUGAAACUUUAAGGUGGACCAGCUGAACUAUAAUUUUAUGGAGUAGUUUUGAUCUUCUGUUAGUUAGAAUCAAUAAUGUUUUCAGUUGGAUUGCAUUCUCCGAUUAAAAAACAAACCAUAAUAAAUUAAAUUCAGGGUUUUAGAUAAAGAUAAUUUACCUGUAUUUCUUCUGAUUUAGAAUUGAUUAAUCAGAAUAGUUGAAUAUAUAUUGAACAUUGAUGGAUCUAUUUUAUGAGUUUGUUUAUUUGUUUAUAAUUCUUCAAAUGUUGAUAUAUUUUUUUAAUCCUUUAUAAUUUAGCCUCAAGCAUUGUAGUUUAUAUCAAUCAAGCUAGUCGUAGCUAUAAGCAUCUUUUGUAAUUUAGACUGGAGCAGUGCAGGAAGCUGUUAAUUAAUGAAGUUUAAUAAAUAGUUUGUGCAAAAAAUUUGGUGCAAGUAUUAGAUGAAUGAAAUCCAUAUUAAUUUAACUUCAGUGAAAUAGAGAUUAAAAAAUGUGUUUAUAUUAGCAUGACCUUGUGAUAGGUAUCAGGAUUUUUUUUUUUAUCUACAGCAAGAUUGUCUUCCAAUGAAAUAUUGAUUUAUUAAUAAGUGAUGUUUAAUGUUUCAUAUAUAAGACUAAGAAAGAUUAUGAACAGAACAUGUAUUGCUAGUCUGGGAUUUUGUAUACUUUUUUGUAUGUACAUAGUAUAGAGAUUAUGCAGUGGAAUGAGGAAUGAUAAUAAUACAAUAAGAAUUAAGGAUCAUUCAAAUUAUUGCUGAAAAGAUUAUUAAUUUUCAAUAAAAGCUUUGUAAACAAAA
Molecule: messenger RNA, 4078 nt
Organism: Saccostrea cuccullata (small rock oyster)
Lineage: Eukaryota; Metazoa; Mollusca; Bivalvia; Ostreida; Ostreidae
Exons: 11
Coding region: 11-1345 (444 amino acids)
Source: RefSeq, a predicted model, not a curated record